This is a messenger RNA of Helicoverpa armigera (cotton bollworm), 2007 nucleotides long. Its product is annotated as solute carrier organic anion transporter family member 2A1. The record is from RefSeq and is a predicted model, not a curated record. Lineage: Eukaryota; Metazoa; Arthropoda; Insecta; Lepidoptera; Noctuidae. The transcript is spliced from 12 exons. Gene Ontology annotation, molecular function: protein binding. Gene Ontology annotation, biological process: transmembrane transport; sodium-independent organic anion transport. Gene Ontology annotation, cellular component: plasma membrane. The coding region runs from base 301 to 2004 and encodes 567 amino acids.
UGAUAAACGCAGUCCUCGAUAAUACGUCGAAACUGUCGCGCGUGUUUUAGCAAAUAGACUAUUUGUAUUAUUUACGCUAAAUUACAAGUUAUUAAUUUAACUAAAAUAAUAAGAAAUAGUUAAAUUAUUAUUUUAGUUAAAUUAUAUUCUAAAGUGAUAGCGACGAACUUUUUAUUAUGAUUCAUACUUCCGUGUUUUGGUGACUAAAUUUUUCUACAGAAAUCCCCAAAUAAACUUUAAUAAAACAUGGUUUUGUGGUGAAAAGUAAUACGUGAAUUAAGGAUUAGUUAACAAAUCACAAUGCCUUUAAAAGAUAAUAAGGUAUACCAGACGGUCCGGACCUUCCUGGACAUCUUCGUGCAGCGGCUGAAGGUGUUCGACCUGUUCCUGCAGGGCGCCUUCCUCAUCGUCAUCAUCCUGCAGAGCAACGUGUACCUGCUGCUCAAGCGAGACGCCAGGGAGGGGUACCAUUCGGGACUUAUCGGAGACUACGUGAUGAUCGGCUCCGGCAGCAUGGAGUUCCUCGUGGGCGCUGCAGUAGCCUGGUGGGGCAGAGGCCGGAGACAGCUGGCUCUGUCCUUCUGGCUAGCAGUCACGUCGGUAGCAGGACUCCUCGUCCUCGCUUUCCCUUAUAUUAAGGCUAGCCCUGCUGAAGUUGAGUUAUGUGGAGGCCAUCCAAUAGGCAGAAUAUUAGCGACCCCCACGGUAGAUAACAACGUGACACUAAGGACGACUUUCCUGAUCAUCACUGCACUGCUGAGUUCUAUCACCAAGCUCAGCGUGUGGGCGCAUGGACUCACGUACCUGGAUGACCAUGAUCCUGCUAAUGGACCGUACUUUUAUGGUAUCCUAAUCUCCAUUCGCCUAUCCCUGGGUCUGAGUGCAACCAGCUGGCUAGCCGCUUCCUCAGUGCGCGACGACUGGUGGCAAGCGCACCUGUCUAUCUGCAUGCUGACUCUCAUGUUCGCUGUACUGUUCAGUUUGUUCCCCACCAAGAUGGAGUCGUUUAAGGAGAUCGAUGAGGCUAGGAAUGGGGGUGCUGAUACCAGUUUCCUCCCGACUCUGGGUCGUCUGGUGCGCAACAAGGCGUUGGUGACGCAGACAGUAUCCGUGGCGUGUCUCACCACCGCCGUGUUUGUGUACGUGCAGUACGACGAGGCUUAUAUUCAGGCAAGGUACCAUGUGGAAGCAAUCAGGCAGGACCCCCGGACUUCAAGAGUUCUCCCUGAAAUAUUCCGGUCACUGGUCAUCAUAUUCUUCGUAAUGAUAUUCCGCGUCCGCUUCUCAGCGCGUCGUCCGGACGGCGUGAAGUCCAACACAGCGUCUCGAGUGGCGGGGGUCGUGGCAGUCUUCGUGGCCAUAUUCUUCGCGGCCCUGGCGGCUACUGGAUGUAACACUGGUGACAUGGAUGGGCUGGAGGGGAGUUAUCAGCAGCCUGCUUGUAGUAGGAGCUGUUGGUGCAACUCAGAGCGCUACGGGUUCAGCCCGGUGUGCUCGCUGGACACGGGAGUCACGUCGUUCUCGCCGUGUCACGCCGGCUGCACUGACUAUGAGGACCUUAACGGCUUUUUGUUAUACAAGAACUGCUCGUGUAGCACAGACACGCUGCGAGCAGUGCGCGGCGCGUGUCAGCUCAACUCGUGCCGCCUCGCCUACUCCAUCUACCAGGUCGUGUUCGUGCUCAUGCUGGCUGUGGCUGGUGCAUGCUUCCUGAUGCAAGGCAUGGCGGUAAUCCGCUCAGUGCGGCCGGCAGACAAGGCGACGGCUGUGGGCACCAGUCUGGCAACUGUGGCGCUGCUGUCCUUUGUGAUAGGACAGCUUAUUUACAUGCUUAUUAGUCAUCUAACAUGCGCCUACUCAUCACACGGCGCGUGUCUCCUGCACACGCCGACGCUAUGGGUCGCGUGCGCCACCAGCGCCGGCCUGGCUGUCAUGGCUGCCAUCGCCAGUCUCAUAGCCAGCCGAAUGCCCACAGAUGUCGUUGAGCCUACCACAAUUUUAUGAUGA